Oncorhynchus keta (chum salmon) is the source of this 3195-nucleotide messenger RNA. Its product is annotated as ephrin A4. Gene Ontology annotation, cellular component: plasma membrane. The transcript is spliced from 5 exons. Gene Ontology annotation, molecular function: ephrin receptor binding. Lineage: Eukaryota; Metazoa; Chordata; Actinopteri; Salmoniformes; Salmonidae. Bases 547 to 1176 code for a protein of 209 amino acids. The record is from RefSeq and is a predicted model, not a curated record. Gene Ontology annotation, biological process: axon guidance; ephrin receptor signaling pathway.
UGCUCCUCCCAACCCAAAUCACAGCGCUCCAGACAGGACCCACUGACACCUAUCAACUCUAAUUCGGAAAACGCUGCUAUUUUAACCUAGCAUACUCAUAGUUCAGCAGGUGAUUAUCAACAACUUGCAAGUUAACUUUAGGCAUAUACUCUUUAAGUUAGUGUACUUUUAAAAGUGUAUUUUUGACAUAAGGAAAUAAGUUGUGCUGCAGCAGAAUAAAGGAGGCUAUCCUUUUCAGUAUCAGGCAGCAACUUUACCAAACUAUCUGACUUUCUUGUGUUCAGCUUUUGAGGAGUCUCUCCAUCGUUUGACUUUAUUCACCAUGCAACAACGGUUUGCACAUAGGAUGUACUCCGAAAGGAAGGUAUUUUGGUGAAUUCGUUUGAGAACGUAGGAACGGGAAUAUUGCGUCAAUAAAGGUGAUUCUACUCCGCGUUAAUCGUGGCCACUAGUCUACCUGCCACGGAAUUCUUUCAACCAACCACUCCCACCCCAGUCCCCUCGUGCUGUCUUUCCGUGGGUCGCCUGCCUCGCCCGUUAACCGUGAUGACGUGUGGUUGGAGUCCAGGAGCUGUCACGGUUUGGAGAACUACUGUUUUCCUGCUCAACAUCGCGUGCGCAGCGUCGGCCAAGAGACACGUCGUCUACUGGAACUCCACCAACACUAGGUUGACGGGAGGGGAUCUGUCCAUCCAGGUGAAUCUGAAUGACUACCUGGAUAUCUACUGCCCCCACUACCCUCACCUGUCUCCCCCCAGUGAGGAGGCCUACCCCCAGGCCCCACCAGACAGCCUGGCCCUGUACCUGGUGGCUGAGGGGGGGUUCAAGGGCUGUGUGGAGACCCAGGGGGCCAUCAAGAGGUGGGAGUGUAACAGCCCCCGUGCCCCUUUCGGCCCUGUCCGCUUCUCAGAGAAGAUCCAGCGCUUCACCCCCUUCUCUCUGGGCUUCGAGUUCCUCCCCGGAUACCACUACUACUACAGCUCAUUACCUACAGGGGAAAGCUCCCCGCUGCCCUGCAUGAAGCUGCGAGUCACAGUGUGCUGUGAGCCCACAACCGUAGGGUCCAAGCAGGAACAAGGUACUCCAGCUCUUCACAGUGAUGUGUGUUCAAUGAGGACAGUUCCUCUUUCUCUCCUCCUCCUCCUUGUCCCACUCUUGAACUUCCUCUCUAUCUAACAUCCCUCUAUUCAAGCUGACCUCCUGAGUAUCUACCAUGCCCACUGUAGAUGGCCUGCCUCACCCACUCAGUCCUUACUUUAAACUAUCCACACCUCAUAGGGAGGUCAAGUCUUCAUUUCAGACCCUCAAAUGACUGCAAUAGGGUAAACUUCAACACUACACACACUCCAACUACACACACUCCAACACAUCACCUCUGUCUUUUCUGGGGUGGCACUAAUCUUUCUCUUCUUGGCCUCCUCUUUUCUCUCUGUCCACUCUCUCCUCGUUCCCCCUCUUCCAUCCCUCGCUCCUGACUAAGCUCCCUUUGAAACAAACUGACACUAAUCUACCAUCAAAGCUCUCAUUCUUCAUUUCCCACCUUUAUCCACUCCAUCCUGUAGACUCCAUCUCUCUCUGUCUCUCUGUCUCUCUGUCUCUCUCUCUGUCUCUCUCUCUGUCUCUCUCUCUGUCUCUCUCUCUGUCUCUCUCUCUGUCUCUCUCUCUGUCUCUGUGUGUGUGAACAUAAUGUGCCAGCUGAGCCAACGUGGAUCAUCCAGACGUUGUUCUGUUAAAUUACUACGGAGAGGACCAGACUUGGAGUUUACUGCUUCUGAACAGAACCAUGUUUUUGAGUUAACGUCAUUGGAUUUGAAAGUCCAACUGUUAAACACAGUAACACCAAAUGUUGACCAAACUUUAUUUAAAAAGUUAACCAGUGACGACACUGCCUAAACCAGGAAAUGCUGUGUGAGUGGGACCCUGGGAAUGAUGAACUGGAAUAUUGUAACUGGUCUGCUACGCCCUCUACUGGGAUCAUACUGGUUAGACUGGUCCAACUGGGCUGUAACACCUGACACUCUGUGGGAGUAAUCUGACCAUAUCUGGAAUUAACUGGACUGUGCCUGUUGGUUUACCGCACCAACCAGGUGUGCAGGUACAGUACUUAGACUGUCUGCUGAGCACUUAACCAGGCGAGGACCUCUACCUAUGAGAAGAGGCCCAAAGCUGGUGUUUGUUUGAAUAGAGGUUUUUGUUUUAGUGCAGUAAAGAUUCUGCUUUAGGUGUUUCAGUUAAAUAUUGAUGUUUUGUAGAGGUCCUGUAAUGUUGGCAUCCAUUUUGAUUAUUUGAAACAUCCUGAAAAAAUCUACAUUUUUACAUGGCUGAACUUUUUUUAUACAAAUGUUUACAGGUCUAGAUUAACUCCAAUUGUUGUUGUUUAUAGUGCUAUCAAGAAUAACUAAAGCACUUUAGUACAGGUUAGCCAUGUAUUUUUCUUUAAGUUAUAAAACGUAAAUUUUUUCAUUAAACAAAUAGCAUUUAAAAAAUGCCAUUUUAUUAUCAAAGCAAUUUAAAUUAAUACAUUUUAUUUUGAUUGUCAUAUCUUUUAUCUGUUGGUUAGAUAUGAUUUCAUGUUCCAUUCACAAAACUAAUAUAUCACUAAAUUACAUUUACAGUAGAAGCGUGUUACAAAUAUCACAAACCGAACAAAUAUACAUGUUUUAUUUUCAAAAGUGAGAGAUUUAACUGAAAUUAUUCUUAUUAAUUUAAUCCCACAAAAACGAGUGUAUAUUUAAUUAAAUUCAUAAUUCUGAUAAAUUACUUAUCAUAAUCCAACAAUUAAUCAUUCUUAAAUACAGGCUAUUCGGGGAUGCAGUUUUUCACACAUUCUGAUGUUGUCUUUGGUAACAGCAUUUAGUAAACAAUGUUUUCUUUCCGAAAUAAAUAUGUUGACCUAUAGUUAUGCCUGUAAGCACUUACUCAGAGAGAUGAGUCUGUAGUAUUACUUUACACACACAUUUGGAUAACAAUAUACUACGCAGGUUAUUCAGGAAUAUAAUGAUUAUUCCAGGGGUUUAAACACUCAUGUCUGGAACCUUGUUGUAUAAAGCUGGUGCUCCCAGAUGUUGUUUUUUUUGUUUUCACAUUUUAGUGAAGUAUGAAACAUCUUCUAUGAAGAGCCAACUGCAAACAGCCCUUUUAUACAAGGUGAGAUGACAAAAUAAAGAUGAUUGCAAUAAGAAAUGUUGAAAUUUC